UCAGUCCUUUAGAUUUGGACCCCAGUGGUUCCUGGAAAUGAAUACCUUUGGCUUUCUAUUUCAAAGCGAGACAUGUGGAACAUGGAACAUGGAACCAAUGGAAAAGCUCUGGAGCUUUCCUGCCUCCUUUUUGAGGAGAAUCGGCGCAUCUUUAAAGAGCCUUGUCCCACACGAGAUUGGGCUUAGUCCCAUUUCAACUCGCACGGCUAACUUGUUGCUCAUCUUACACGAUCAGCGGGGUCAUUUCACAACAGAGUGGAAAUCCAUUAGGUCAACCCGUGUCCCGUCAAGCAGUGCCCGAAACAUGCGUGGAUGCUUACGAAAAUGGAACAAAGUCCAUUCAUUUCUGGCCAUCCUCGUCUGGAUCGGACUCGAUGGGAGGUCAGUGGUUCAGGCCUUUCCAAGGACCGAGCUUCUCCCUCACCCUUUGGCCAUGGAUGAUUACGGUUUUGUUCGAGGGGACAUCCGACCCGAUUAUGCCAAUUCUCGACUCCCAUAUCGCGUGUUGGCCUCCAAUUUGCGUCGCCGGCCGCUAGAGGGCGUAUCGGAGGACGAGUUGAUAGAUGAUAUCCAGGAACUUAACCGAAGAUUCUCGCAAUCAAAACGUGCCGUCAGCCAGCCACCACCUGAAACGUUAUUCUACAACCCUUUCACCAAGCAAAAUAAACGGGAAAAGCAUCUGAAGGAGUUGUAUGAGAAGAUUGCUAAAGAGUUUCCAUUCGUGGCCAAGCAAGGUCUGAACCAUGAGGGCAAAGUGUCGUCCUUAAAUGACCUCUUUGCCAUGACCAUUUUCGGGCAACCCCAACGGUCCGGCUGAAGGUUCAGAGUCUGAUUGAUCUUGAUACAUUUCCUUUACGUUGUAUUUCCGUUGGAUGGAGAUGAAACAUUGCCAUAAACUAUCUGGAACUUAUCCGCUUCAGCAAUUGAGAGCCAAUUGAUUGAUUUUCAUACAUGAUUUCCCUCAGUACAGUUUUGUUUGUGUGUAAGUAUAGGGCCGUUUUAUUCUUCGUAAUGAUGUUGUGUUGAUGUGAUACAAUAAACGUGGAAACAGCCUCCAGUUCCGAAAACGAA
Messenger RNA from Tigriopus californicus, 1071 nucleotides. RefSeq lists its product as uncharacterized. NCBI's taxonomy places the organism in Eukaryota, Metazoa, Arthropoda, Copepoda, Harpacticoida, Harpacticidae. The record is from RefSeq and is a predicted model, not a curated record. The transcript is spliced from 4 exons. The coding region runs from base 38 to 817 and encodes 259 amino acids.